Molecule: messenger RNA, 1814 nt
Organism: Telopea speciosissima
Lineage: Eukaryota; Viridiplantae; Streptophyta; Magnoliopsida; Proteales; Proteaceae
Product: dihydrolipoyl dehydrogenase 1, mitochondrial-like
Exons: 2
Coding region: 53-1582 (509 amino acids)
Cellular component (GO): oxoglutarate dehydrogenase complex; mitochondrion
Molecular function (GO): flavin adenine dinucleotide binding; dihydrolipoyl dehydrogenase (NADH) activity
Source: RefSeq, a predicted model, not a curated record
UCUCUCAAAACAGAGGAAAAGACUGAAACCAGAGAAUUUAGAGGUUGAAAGAAUGGCCAUGGCGAGCUUUGCUAGGCGAAAGGCUUUUCUCCUGUCAAGAAACAUCUUUAACUCCUCAGAUGCUCUGAGAUACUCUCUCUCUUUGUCUUCCUUCUCCAGAAGCUUCUCUUCCUCUGGAUACGAAGACAAUGAUGUCGUUGUGAUCGGCGGUGGCCCUGGUGGCUACGUCGCUGCCAUUAAAGCCGCUCAGUUAGGUCUCAAGACCACCUGUGUCGAGAAGCGUGGGACUCUCGGUGGGACUUGCCUCAACGUCGGUUGCAUCCCAUCCAAGGCACUUCUUCACUCCUCCCACAUGUACCAUGAAGCCAAGCACGCCUUUCCCAGCCAUGGUGUGAAGUUCUCUUCUGUUGAGGUUGAUUUGCCUGCCAUGAUGGCCCAGAAAGAUAAAGCUGUUGCUAAUCUGACACGAGGUAUUGAAGGGCUCUUAAAAAAAAAUAAGGUAAACUAUGUCAAAGGCAAUGGAAAAUUCAUUUCCCCUUCUGAAGUCUCUGUCGACACCCUUGAUGGUGGAAGUACAAUUGUCAAAGGCAAGAAUUUGAUAAUUGCAACUGGCUCUGAUGUCAAAUCCCUCCCAGGCGUCACCAUUGAUGAGAAGAAGAUUGUAUCAUCAACUGGAGCUCUUUAUUUGUCAGAGAUCCCUAAGAAACUUGUUGUCAUUGGAGCAGGCUACAUUGGCCUCGAGAUGGGUUCAGUUUGGGGCCGGCUUGGGUCUGAAGUUACUGUUGUUGAAUUUGCUCCAGACAUUGUCCCAACCAUGGAUGGUGAGGUCAGAAAACAAUUCCAGCGUGCGCUGGAGAAGCAAGGAAUGAAGUUCAUGCUUAAGACCAAGGUGAUUGGGGUUGACACUUCUGGGGAAGGUGUAAAGCUGACUCUUGAACCAGCGGCUGGUGGCGAGCAGAAUACUCUUGAAGCUGAUGUUGUUCUUGUUUCCGCUGGUAGAGUUCCAUUCACAGCUGGGCUUGGGCUGGACAAGAUUGGUGUCAAUACGGAUAAGGUAGGCCGAAUAACAGUUGAUGAGCGGUUCGCGACAAAUGUUCCAGGUGUAUUUGCCAUUGGGGAUGUUAUUCCAGGGCCCAUGCUUGCCCACAAGGCAGAAGAGGAUGGAGUGGCCUGUGUUGAGUUCAUAGCAGGUAAGGAAGGCCAUGUGGACUAUGAUAUGGUACCAGGGGUGGUGUACACACACCCAGAGGUGGCAUCUGUUGGAAAGACUGAGGAGCAGGUGAAGGCACUUGGGGUUGAGUACCGUGUGGGCAAGUUCCCUUUUCUUGCAAACAGCAGGGCCAAGGCAAUUGAUGAUGCUGAAGGGGUGGUAAAAAUACUGGCAGAAAAGGAGACGGACAAGAUAUUGGGAGUUCACAUCAUGUCACCCAAUGCUGGUGAGCUUAUCCAUGAGGCGGUUCUUGCCUUGCAGUAUGGGGCAGCUAGUGAAGACAUUGCACGAACAUGCCAUGCUCAUCCAACAAUGAGUGAGGCCUUGAAGGAAGCGUGCAUGGCGACUUAUGAUAAGCCUAUUCACAUAUAGAAGCAGACCACCUAGUUGCUUCUCUUAUUUUCCUUUUCUCCCAUUUUUGUUGAGAUUUUUUAAUGUCUUAGCGAAGGUUUAUUCCAAAAAUCUAUGAUUUAUUGAUAUGGUUUUGUAAACAGUGUGAUAGACCAAAAAAUAGGGCAUAAACUGGAGCAGAUAGAAAUAUGAACUUAUGGUCCACUCUAUGACCAUAGGUAUAAGAUCCAGUAAAUACAGCAUUUCCAUUUCA